GCAUUCAGAACAGUCAAGGAAACGGUUGUCCUCGGAUCGACUAACACAAGACAACUUUAAACAGUUUGCAGGGGAAGAAGACAACUUUUAGAUGUAUUUUUAGUAUUUUGGAAAUAUCUCACCCGAUUGGUAAGAUGAACGCACGGUAUCCAGGAUUGAUUUUGGUCUUCAUCAGCUUGAUAGUCGUAGAAAAAGCAUUUACACAGCAAUCAGAAAGCACUCCAGUCUGGGCUUACCGGUGUGUAAAUAACCGUUGCAAGAAAGUUGCUUUGACUUCCACUGAAACGUUGCAGAAAGCAGUCAGUCUUUCGGUAUGUCGUACCUACUGUAACGAGAUAUUCAGUACAUUGUGGCCACGCCCGACCGGCAAGUACCGUUGGGGUAGCAAAAUGAUCCAUAUUAAUGGGGACGACAUUCAAAACCAAUGGAAUAAAUCGUAUGAAGCUUUAGGCACGUACUGGAACAUCAGCCUCGAGCGGUUUCAGGUUCAGUUGACGAAUAAAGCUUUCGGAGAGCAGUUGAGAUCCGGGGGAAAACGUAUGGUGAUAAAUGUGGCCGUUGAUACAGAUUCUCUGGUACUGAACCAUGGAACGGACGAGAGUUAUAAGUUAGCCAUCACAAGAUUAAACUCGGGAGACGUGUCGGUAGCGCUCAGUGCAAAAAACUACUUUGGGGCUAGACACGCCUUGGAAACCUUGGCGCAGUUGAUUGUAUUUGACGAUUUAAGAAGUGAGUUGCAAAUUGUGACAGAUGUAGAAAUUCAAGAUGCUCCGGUAUUCCCACACCGUGGAGUAUUGUUAGACACUUCGAGAAACUAUGUCGAUUUAAAAUCUAUCAAAAGGACGAUCGAUGCAUUGGCGAUGGUUAAAAUGAACGUCUUCCAUUGGCAUAUUACUGACUCGCAAAGUUUCCCAUUAGUCAUAAAAUCUCAACCGAUUUUGCAUACCUAUGGUGCUUACUCACGCAGAGAAGUAUAUUCGGCAGAGAAUGUAGCUGAUGUAGUACAUUAUGCCUUGGCACGAGGAAUUCGUGUCGUUCCGGAACUGGAUGCUCCAGCACAUGUCGGCGAAGGAUGGGAGAAAACAAAUCUUACUAGUUGUUUCAAUAUCCAGCCAUGGGGUCAAUACUGUGUGGAACCACCGUGCGGCCAGUUGGAUCCUACCAACGAUAAGGUUUACGAUGUACUGGAAGAUAUCUAUCGCGAAAUGAAUGAUAUGUUCAGUAAGUCAGACGUAUUUCAUAUGGGAGGAGAUGAAGUAUCAUUUAAAUGCUGGGCUUCAAACGCGCAAAUUAAGCAAUGGAUGAAAUCAAAAGGCUGGGGUCUUGAAAAGGCUGAUUUCCUAAAGUUAUGGGUUUAUUUUCAAAGUAAUGCAUUAGAACGGUUUGACAAAUCUACAGAGAAAAAACGGUCAAUUGUGCUGUGGACAAGCCAUCUUACAGAAGAUUCCUAUGUAGACAAGUACCUCGACAAAAAUCGUUACAUUAUUCAAGUUUGGACCACUGGCUCUGACCCCAAGCUAAAGACUCUGUUAGAGAAAGGUUUUCGUGUGAUCAUUUCUAACUAUGAUGCUCUGUACUUGGACUGUGGAUUUGCCGGAUGGGUUACGGGUGGUAACAAUUGGUGUUCGCCGUACAUUGGUUGGCAGAAAAUUUACAAUAACGACCUCCGACGAAUGAGUGGACCGUAUUCUUCACAAGUUCUGGGAGCUGAAGGCGCCCUAUGGACAGAGCAAGCCGAUCAAUUGACACUGGAUGCCCGUUUGUGGCCAAGAUUGAGUGCGUUAGCGGAAAGACUCUGGACUGAUCCUCGUAGUGGAUGGCAACGUGCUGAUUCACGAAUGUUGAUCCAUCGAGAAAGACUAGUUGAAAAUGGCAUAGCUGCAGAAAGCUUGCAACCAAAGUGGUGUCUGCAGAAUGAGGGAAACUGUCCGGCUUGAAGAUCAAGGCAUGAUGUAGUAUUCUUUGGCUCUGCAGCUGUGAUUGUGAUGUAAUGGUCCCUAAAUCAAAGAAACAUUGUUGCGCAUUUGAUAACAGUUUAUAAAUCGUUGCGAAGUCCAAAAAACAAAUGAUUCUUUUUGCCAAUUUUUAAAAUAAAUCUAUAA
Molecule: messenger RNA, 2102 nt
Organism: Malaya genurostris
Lineage: Eukaryota; Metazoa; Arthropoda; Insecta; Diptera; Culicidae
Product: chitooligosaccharidolytic beta-N-acetylglucosaminidase-like
Exons: 3
Coding region: 135-1937 (600 amino acids)
Biological process (GO): carbohydrate metabolic process; glycosaminoglycan metabolic process; ganglioside catabolic process
Cellular component (GO): membrane
Molecular function (GO): beta-N-acetylhexosaminidase activity
Source: RefSeq, a predicted model, not a curated record